CUCGAGACCUGGCCCAGCUGUCCCGACCGCGGUCCCAGGUCCCGGCCCCGCGCCAUGGAGCGGCGCUGGCCCCUGGGGCUUGGGCUGCUGCUGCUGCUCUGCGCCCCACUGCCCCCGGGGGCGCGCGCCAAGGAAGUCACUCUGAUGGACACGAGCACCGCAGAGGGAGAGUUGGGCUGGCUGCUGGACCCAGAGGAUGGGUGGAGCGGGGUGCAGCAGAUCCUGAAUGGGACACCCCUAUACAUGUAUCAGGACUGCCCGGUGCAAGAAAGCGGAGACACUGACCACUGGCUUCGCUCCAAUUGGAUCUACCGAGGGGAAGAGCCUUGGCGCGUGCAUGUGGAGCUGCGCUUCACAGUGCGGGACUGUAAGAGUUUCCCUGGCGGCGCCGGGCCUCUGGGCUGCAAGGAGACCUUCAACCUUCUGUAUAUGGAGAGCGACCAGGACGUGGGUGUUCAGCUCCGCCGGCUCAUGUUCCAGAAGGUGACCACGGUGGCUGCAGACCAGAGCUUCACCAUUCAAGACCUCGCCUCUGGCGCUGUGAAAAUGAACGUGGAGCGCUGCUCCCUGGGCCGCCUGACCCGCCGUGGCCUCUACCUCGCUUUCCACAACCCGGGGGCCUGUGUGGCCUUGGUGUCCGUGCGGGUGUUCUACCAGCGCUGCCCCGAGGCUGUGCACGGCUUGGCCCGAUUCCCUGACACUCUUCCCGGACCUGGCGGGUUGGUGGAAGUGACCGGGACCUGCUUGCCCCAUGCCCAGGCCAGCCCCAGCCCCUCGGGUGGUCCUCGUAUGCACUGCAGCCCGGAAGGCGAGUGGCUGGUGCCGGUGGGGCGGUGCCACUGUGAGCCUGGCUAUGAGGAAGGUGGCGAAGGAUGCCUUGCCUGCCCUAGUGGCUCUUAUCGGGCGGACAUGGACCCACCCCAUUGUCUCAAGUGCCCCCAACACAGCACCGCGGAAUCUGAAGGGGCCACCAUCUGUGCCUGUGAGAGCGGCCAUUACCGAGCCCCCGGGGAGGGCCCCCAGGCAGCGUGCACACGUCCUCCCUCAGCCCCUCAAAACCUGAGCUUCUCUGUGUCGGGGACUCAGCUCUCCCUGUAUUGGGCACCCUCCGCAGAUACGGGGGGCCGCCAGGACGUGAGAUACAAUGUGGAGUGUUCUCAGUGUCGCGGAGCAGUGCCGGACGGUGGGCCCUGCCAGCCCUGUGGAGGGAGUGUGCGCUUCUCCCCGGGGGCCAGCGGGCUCACGAAGCCUGCUGUGCGCGUCAGCGGCCUUGAACCCUAUGCCAAUUAUACCUUUAACGUGGAAGCCCAAAAUGGAGUGUCGGGGCUGGCCAGCUCCACGCACGCCAGCACCUCGCUCAGCAUCAGCAUGGGUCACGCAGAGUCACUGUCAGGUCUGUCCCUGCGGCUGGUAAAGAAGGAGCCACGGCAGCUGGAGCUGACCUGGGCAGGCUCCUGGCCCCGUAUCCCCAGUGGGAACCUGAGCUACGAGCUGCAUGUGCUGAACCAGGAUGAAGAACGGCACCAGAUGGUGCUAGAACCCAGGGUCUUGCUGACGGAACUGCAGCCAGAUACCACAUACAUCGUCAGAGUCCGAAUGUUGACCCCCCUGGGACCUGGCCCUUUCUCCCCUGACCAUGAGUUUCGGACCAGCCCGCCAGUUUCCAAGGGCCUGACUGGAGGCGAGACCGUGGCCGUCAUCUUCGGGCUGCUGCUGGGCGUGGCACUGCUGCUUGGGAUUCUCGUCUUCCGGUCCAGGAAAGGUCGGCGGCGACGGCAACAGAGGCAGCGUGAUCGUGUCACCAACAUGGACCGAGAGGACAAGCUGUGGCUGAAGCCUUAUGUGGACCUCCAGGCAUACGAGGACCCUGCCCAGGGAGCUCUGGAGUUCACCCAGGAGCUCGAUCCCACUUGGCUGAUCGUGGACACUGUCAUAGGGGAAGGAGAGUUUGGGGAAGUGUAUCGAGGGACUCUGCGAAUCCCCAGCCAGGACAGCAAGACUGUGGCCAUUAAGACCUUGAAGGACACAUCUCCAGACGGCCAGUGGUGGAACUUCCUUCGAGAGGCAACGAUCAUGGGCCAAUUCAACCACCCUCACAUUCUGCACUUGGAAGGCGUUGUCACAAAGAGAAAACCCAUCAUGAUCAUCACCGAGUUUAUGGAGAAUGGAGCCCUAGAUGCCUUCCUCAGGGAGCGGGAAGACCAGCUGGGGCCGGGGCAGCUGGUCACCAUGUUGCUGGGCAUUGCCUCUGGUAUGAACUACCUCAGUGACCACAGUUACGUCCACCGGGACCUGGCCGCCAGGAACAUCUUAGUGAGUCAGAACCUGUGCUGCAAGGUGUCUGACUUCGGCCUGACCCGCCUCCUGGACAACUUUGACGGCACCUACGAAACCCAGGGAGGAAAGAUCCCCAUCCGAUGGACAGCCCCUGAAGCCAUUGCCCACCGGAUCUUCACCACGGCCAGCGACGUGUGGAGCUUUGGGAUUGUGAUGUGGGAGGUGCUGAGCUUUGGGGACAAACCCUAUGGCGAGAUGAGCAACCAGGAGGUAAUGAAGAGCAUUGAGGAUGGGUAUCGGCUGCCCCCGCCCGUGGACUGCCCUGCCCCUCUCUAUGAACUCAUGAAGAACUGCUGGGCCUACGACUGUGCUCGUCGGCCCCCCUUCCACCAGCUGAAGGCACAUCUAGAGCAGCUGCUUGCCAAGCCGCACUCCCUGCGGACCAUUGCCAACUUCGAUCCCAAGCUGACCCUUCGCCUGCCCAGCUUGAGUGGCUCAGAUGGGAUCCCCUAUCGAAGUGUCCCUGAGUGGCUGGAGUCCAUCCGCAUGAAACGCUACAUUUUGCACUUCCGCUCCGCCGGGCUGGACACCAUGGAGUGUGUGCUGGAGCUGACGGCUGAGGACCUGGUGCAAAUGGGGAUCACGCUGCCAGGACACCAGAAGCGCAUUCUUUGCAGUAUUCAGGGAUUCAAGGACUGAGCCGUCUCUUCCCCCCGACGCUGUCCUCCUCAGGGAGCAAGGGUGGGGCCAUGGUAGCUCAGGCCCCUUCCCUCAGCCUACCAGGCCUUGGUGCUGCUCCUGCCCCCUCUUCCCUGAGGAAAUGGCCUCUGGAGGCUGGGAGCCUCUGUUUUAAAAAGGGAGGUGGGGGUGGAAGUAAACAGGUAAUUGUGGGAGGGA
Messenger RNA from Rhinolophus ferrumequinum (greater horseshoe bat), 3174 nucleotides. RefSeq names its product EPH receptor A1 (gene EPHA1). Bases 55 to 2976 code for a protein of 973 amino acids. Gene Ontology annotation, molecular function: ATP binding; protein binding; transmembrane-ephrin receptor activity. The record is from RefSeq and is a predicted model, not a curated record. Gene Ontology annotation, biological process: cell surface receptor protein tyrosine kinase signaling pathway; axon guidance; protein phosphorylation. Lineage: Eukaryota; Metazoa; Chordata; Mammalia; Chiroptera; Rhinolophidae. Gene Ontology annotation, cellular component: neuron projection; plasma membrane. The transcript is spliced from 18 exons.